AUGCCAUCUCGACAGUUCCACCACAAGUCUCGACAUGGAUGCGCCAACUGCAAACAGAGGAAGAUCAGAUGUGGUGAAGAGCGUCCGAGUUGUGCCAACUGUAACAGACUCGGAGGACGCUGCUCGUUCCUCGAGUCAGAUGCCAGUGGAGGUCCGCUUUUCCACUCGUCGCCUGGAAGUUCAGGUAGUACUCCCCAAGCAUCAGCGGCGGGCACCCACAGUCCUCAUGAAAGGACAGAGGAUCUCGAGCAGUACGACGACGCCCUCAUCAAGCGCUGGUCAGAAGCCACCUGCUUCACCAUGAGUGACCGUUGGGAAACGUUCCGGGUGUGGCAGGUGUCCGUUCCAGCUCUUGCUUCGGACCAACCAUUUCUCAGACACGGCCUCCUGGCACUGGCAUCGAUGCACGUACGAUACACGUCUCCACCCCUGCUGCAGUCGAGGUAUCUAGACCUGGCAACUCAGCAUCAAGCCCGGGCUCUAGCGGGCUACAUCCCCGAACUGCGAACCAUAACACCGGGGAACUGUCAUGCUCUCUUCGCCUUUUCGGCGUUGCUUCUUCCCAUCCGAUACUCUUUCAUCUCAGCGAUGGAUGGUGAAAUCGACCCCGAGGACGUGCUCGGCGAGAUCACUUCGGUUUUCGACUAUGUCAUUGGCGCCACCGUCAUCGCGUCCCGGGGGGCGGGUUGGCUACGAGCAGGGGUGCUGCGGCCCCUGAUGGACAGGACGACGGAUCCCGGGGAUAUGCUCCUGUACCUGGUCAAAGAGCCACAGGAUGCCCUCCGCAGUCUCAUGGCUUACGUGGAGCACCUUGCGCGAGAAGCGGAGGCCAACAACAACAGCGAAAUCCUGGCAAAGAUUCCGAUCUAUGUACGCAGCAUUGGGAUGUUGACAAAUGCAUUUCCUAGCGAGGAUGCUGAGCGCAGGAUCUUUGACGACAUGAUCGGUUGGCCUCAUUUUGUCGGAGGAGACCUGGUGCGCCUCCUUAGGGAACGCGAUCAGAUGGCGCUCGUGGUUCUAGCACAUUACGGCGUGGCUUUGCACGCGUUCAACGGGUUUUGGUGGUUGGACAAAGUAGGGGCUCGACUGAUCCAAGCCAUCUCGCGCAUGCUGAGGCCGGAGUUCCUCGCGCUGGUCCAGUGGCCAUUGAACAGGAUCGCAGUGGAACAGGCGUCACAACAUAUGUAUAUAAUGUAG
This is a messenger RNA of Cladophialophora carrionii CBS 160.54, 1197 nucleotides long. RefSeq lists its product as uncharacterized. The record is from RefSeq and is a predicted model, not a curated record. The transcript has a single exon. The coding region runs from base 1 to 1197 and encodes 398 amino acids. NCBI's taxonomy places the organism in Eukaryota, Fungi, Ascomycota, Eurotiomycetes, Chaetothyriales, Herpotrichiellaceae. Gene Ontology annotation, molecular function: zinc ion binding; DNA-binding transcription activator activity, RNA polymerase II-specific. Gene Ontology annotation, biological process: regulation of transcription by RNA polymerase II.